GGGGAGGGGAGAGAGAGAGAGAGAGGAGAAGGGUGGCUAGCUAGAAAGGGAACGAAACUGCCAUUUUUCUGUUUGGUCCGCCAGUCGGUUGUUCGAAACCGAACAUUCAACACGUCUCGUCACAGCUUACAGCAGCUACUCUCUAUAUCUCUGACCGUCCCCUUAUCAUCGUUCCACAUUGCUGCUCCGUGCCGCCGUCGAUUCAGAACUCCGAUUGCUCGUUGCCUCCGUCGAUUCACAAACACAAACUGGGCCGAACCGCCGUCGAUUCAGAAUUCCGAUUGCUCGGUGUCGCCGUCGAUUCACAAACACAAACUGGGCCGAGCCGCCGUCGACUCUCAAACACGAAUCGACGUUUCCGUGCUCGGUGCCGCCGUUCCCGUGCAACACAAAUCGUCGCUACCCCUUUCCGCCGUCGAUUCCGCUUAAAGGGACAAUAUCUCUAGAAGCUCAUGGAAAAUCAUAUUUGCCCACAUUGUUUUAGAGGCUAGAGCCAUCUUGCUUGGAGGAAAGAGAGCCUCAAAUUCCUUUUGCGCCUGUUUGAUGACUGGCUCCGAGGUAACCAGGGCAGUUACAGAGGCUGGAAUGGUUGGAAGUAUCAGAAAACAUGAAGGGGAAACUGGGAAAUCUGUUGUAGAUGCUGCUGGUUCUCAUGGGAUUGAAGAAACCUCCCCUGAUUUGUUGAAGAAUACACCAUCAAACAUAAGUAAGUAUGCACAUGAGAUCCAGCAAUGCGAGGGUAGACAGAAGUAUCUUGCUCAGACAAGAAGUCCAUCCGACAGUGGAGAUGUUCGUUGGUAUUUUUGCAAAGUUCACUUGGCAGAGAAUGAGCUGGCUGCCUCAGUCCCUCGCACCGAAAUUGUAGGGAAAGGGGAUUACUUUCGAUUCGGCAUGAGGGACUCUCUUGCAAUAGAGGCAUCUUUUUUGCAGAUGCAUCUACAGAGAGAAGAAGAAUUGCUUUCUAGCUGGUGGAAGGAGUAUGCAGAGUGCAGUGAAGGUCCCAGGGGCCAUCCUAGUUCAAGUGCUAAAUCAAGGCCACAAUCAAAAGUUUCUUCUUUAGAGGGUGCACAAUCAAGCCAAUUGUUUGAUUUAGAAAAAGAGAGAGUUGGGGUCCCUGUGAAGGGAGGGUUGUAUGAGGUAGACUUGGUGAAGAGACAUUGCUUCCCUGUUUACUGGAAUGGAGAAAAUUGGCGUGUUUUAAGAGGUCACUGGUUUGCUCGUAAAGGGGGCCUGGAUUGGCUUCCACUCCGUGAAGAUGUUAGUGAACAGUUGGAGUUUGCUUAUCGUAGCAAGGUUUGGCGUCGGAGAGCAUUUCAGCCUUCAGGUCUUUUUGCAGCUCGAGUUGAUUUGCAAGGCUCUACCUUGGGACUGCAUGCUCUUUUUACUGGAGAAGAUGAUACAUGGGAGGCUUGGCUAAAUGUUGAUGCCUCUGGUUUUUCCAGUGUAAUCACUUUAGGAGGAAAUGGCAUUAUGUUGAGGCGUGGAUAUGCUGCAUCUCAAUCAUCAAAACCUACUCAGGAUGAAUUACGUCAGCAGAAGGAGGAAGAAAUGGAUGAUUAUUGUUCAGAGGUUCCAGUUCGGCAUUUAGUAUUUAUGGUUCAUGGUAUUGGUCAAAGGUUGGAGAAAUCAAAUUUAGUUGAUGAUGUGGGUAAUUUUCACCACAUCACUGCAAGUCUUGCUCAACAGCAUCUAACUUCAUAUCAGCGCGGCAAUCAAAGAGUGCUUUUCAUCCCAUGCCAGUGGAGGAGAGGCCUGAAGUUAAGCGGUGAGUCUGCAGUUGAACAAAUUACUCUGGAUGGUGUACGGGGCUUGCGUGUGAUGUUAAGUGCUACAGUUCAUGAUGUAUUGUAUUACAUGAGCCCAAUCUACUGCCAGGACAUCAUCAAUUCGGUCUCCAACCAACUAAACUGCUUAUACCUGAAGUUCCUGAAGAGAAAUCCUGGUUAUGAUGGAAAGGUUUCUUUGUAUGGUCACUCUCUGGGAAGUGUUCUCUCGUAUGAUAUUCUUUGCCAUCAAGAGAAUUUGUCCUCCCCGUUUCCAAUGGAGUGGAUGUACAAAGAACACAAUAAAAAUGAAGAAUCUUUCCCCAGUAUCAGCACCCAAUCUUCUGAAUUCCACUCUACAUCCAAUCAGGACAAGAAUGUCUCAACAAAUAAUGAAACUAAGAUCACGAUAAGUUCCUUUGAAGAAGUUAAUGCAAAUGAAAGACCUGCAUUGCAAGUACCAGAAAAUGAAAACAUGGAAGAUUCUUCUGUCACCCUAGAUUUAGCUGAACCUUCUGCAAUGGUUAUGAACCUGAAACAACCACCACUGGAGAAAGAUAGUGUGCAACAAGCCUCUGAUUCUAGGGGCAUGCUUUCUUACCAAAGCGACAGUCUUUGUGAAGCCUUAAGCAUGAACUUUGGAGUUCCAGAGGCCGAUUCAAUGAGAAUAUCUGAGGGAGUGUCUGACGGUGAUAAAGACAAAGCAAUCCAACUGAUGACAGAAGAGAUUAAUUCCCUAAAAGCGAGGAUCACAGAAUUGGAGUCUCAAUGUGGUAGUAAAGGAAAUGAGGUGAUUCCACCUACAACCAUUAUGAAUCAAUCUGUUCCUGAAAUCCCACCACCUGGACAAAGUGACAUGCAAAAGAGUUAUACUCCUUACAUUAAAUAUACUAAGUUAGAAUUCAAGGUAGAUACCUUUUUUGCAGUUGGAUCUCCCCUUGGUGUAUUUCUUGCCCUCCGCAAUAUUCGUAUUGGGACUGGUAAAGGCCAAGAAUAUUGGGAAGAAGAAAAUAUAACUGAGGAGAUCCCAGGUUGUCGACAAAUGUUCAACAUUUUUCAUCCAUUUGAUCCUGUGGCAUAUAGAGUUGAGCCACUAGUCUGUAAGGAAUACAUAAGUAGACGCCCAGUUAUUAUCCCCUACCACAAAGGUGGAAAACGGUUGCACAUUGGGUUCCAGGAAUUUACUGAAGAUUUAGCUUUACGGUCUCAGGCAAUAAAGGAUCAACUGAAGUCUGUAAGGGUCAAAGUGCUUACUCUAUGCGAAUCAUCAAGAAACAACGAUAACUUUGAUGAAACACCAGAAGAUACCCAAGCAAAAGAAGAGAGAUCAUAUGGUUCAAUUAUGAUGGAGAAAUUGACUGGUAGUGUGGAUGGACGAAUAGAUCACGUGCUUCAAAAUAAAACUUUUCAACAUCCAUACAUAUCAGCGAUUGGAUCACAUACAAACUAUUGGAGAGAUUAUGAUACAGCCCUUUUCAUACUGAAACACUUGUAUCGAGAUAUACCUCAAGAGCCUGAGCUGCUUGAAGAAACCAAAUAUAAAUCAAAAGACGAGAACGGUUCUAAAGGCUGGUCAAACCAGAGCGAGGCUAUGGACGAGAAACUCCCUCUAACAUUUGCUGACGCAGUUUUGGUAAGAAACUUCUCUAGGAGUGCAAGGAAGAUUGCGAAAAGGAGCUGAAGUUUUCUGAUCCAUUUGUUGUGCAAAUGUAAGUUUAGUUGGCCUCAAAGUUAAAGAUUGACUCCCAGCAGUAAAGUCAGCAGUGCAGUUACCAACUGCACCAUUCUUGUUUUGCAGUUAACAGGUUUAGUAAGUCCUGUCCUGAAGGAGACUGGCAUAUGUCAUGCAGUGCUCUAGGGAUGUAGAAUUUCAAGAGUUAAAAGAGAAAAAAGAAAAAAGACUUGAGCAACAGAAAUUUAAAUUUGUUGCUAAUAGAACAUAUGGCUCUUCGCCUUCCGCAUUGUACAUGAAAAGAAAAAAGCUAGCUAGAAGAAUGGUUUGUGAUAAAUUGCAUGAAUAGAAUUAAGGUUGCUGUGCAUUAUAAACAGUAUUAAAUUACAUUGGCCAGUGAGAUAUGUGAAUGGAAAAUGUUUCUUCGGAGUGGUAUAAAUUCUUAAA
This is a messenger RNA of Diospyros lotus (date-plum), 3882 nucleotides long. Its product is annotated as phospholipase SGR2. The transcript has 22 exons. NCBI's taxonomy places the organism in Eukaryota, Viridiplantae, Streptophyta, Magnoliopsida, Ericales, Ebenaceae. The record is from RefSeq and is a predicted model, not a curated record. Gene Ontology annotation, cellular component: cytoplasm. The coding region runs from base 544 to 3444 and encodes 966 amino acids. Gene Ontology annotation, molecular function: glycerophospholipase activity; metal ion binding.